Molecule: messenger RNA, 1017 nt
Organism: Alternaria ventricosa
Lineage: Eukaryota; Fungi; Ascomycota; Dothideomycetes; Pleosporales; Pleosporaceae
Exons: 4
Coding region: 1-1017 (338 amino acids)
Source: RefSeq, a predicted model, not a curated record
AUGUACCCCAACGACAAGAGUGAUAACGUAACGAUAUCCACACGCAUCGGGUCCAAAGCCUCAGAGCCAACCUUUAACUCCUCCAUCUCCAUCACCGUCCUCCCAGGAACCAGAGUCGACGACGACAUGCUCAUCUUGAGAGCGCGAUGUGGCAACUGCCGCUCUUUCAUUGACACCGAAGCGACAGCACACCCGAUGAUUUACGCUUUUGGCCAUGGACAGAACAUGCAAUCCGACUCACCCUCUGCAAACCUCAAACGACACAUCCGCUAUGGUCACUUCACCAUGGACAUGGUAACAGCAACCGGACCAGGCGGCGUGCCAGCAAAGAGCAACGCACUCAACGGUGUAAGCAUGGUGGGCGACAUGACCCGAGACCACGACCGAGCGAACCUCGCACACGCAGUCAUAGGAUGUCUAGCGCUCUUCCUACUCUGGCCACUCAACGUGUUACUCGUGGCCUUCUUCAAGAACAUCAAGAUACACGUCGUCUUCAGCGUACUCAUCAUGAUCUUCCUGCUUGUCAGUUACGUGUUGGGAGGAGUUACCAGUGCGCAGUACAAUCGCUCGAAAGCAUACAACACCCCACACCAAAUCAUCGCAUUCAUAUCCCUCCUACCCCUCCUCCUAACCAGCGUCCUCCCAUCCCUGAAACCAUACCUCCCGCGCCUCCAAAAAGCUCUCCACACGCCCCUCGCUUCAGCCUCCCUCGUCCUUCUCAUCCUAACCGGCGGCCUGGGACUCCACCUCUCAGGCCAAACCCGGCCAAUCGUCCUCAUCUACACCGCCAUUUCCAUUGCCGUCUUCCUCUUCAUCUUCAUCAUCCAGUCCUGCAUUCGGAAACGUGGAUCCGCAUACUCCCGCGCUGAGAGGCAACAAAACCGCGGGUCGGGCGAAGACAGCGAUGAGAUGGUCAUGCUGGGCAAAAUGGAGGAGCAAGAGGCAGCAGCAUGUGAGGAAUACGAGUCGCACGCAUUAUGGAGGUGGGACGAUGCCUGGUCCGCAGUAUUUGCUUAA